AAGAAACUGGCUUCUUCCGUAGAGACAAAUACCCUUUUAUUUUUCUUUUCUUUUUCCUUUCUUCCUAAUUUUGCCCGAGUUGCUGGCAGGAUAAAAGUGAAUGUAUUUUGAACAAUUGUGAUACAUGUUGUUCUUGUCUCUCUUAGCAAGAUUUGUAUUUUCCCGCCAUCCUGUCAAGGAAAGAAUAAGGUCUCUUAACUGUGUGGGAAGAAACAUAGGUGGAACUGAGUCGGACGCUGUGGGUGAUAUUGAAGACUCAGCUCAUGAUUGGUCGUGUCAGAGGAAGAAGAGUAAAGUGAAUGAAUCACUAUUUGAUCGGUUUCGAAGGAGCAGAGGCUUGUCUGUCACAGAUCUUACUGGCACGGAAUGGUGUGAGAAACAGAUGGAGUUUGUUUUAUGCCGGGGCAGACCAAAACCUACCAAAGCUAUGCAAGCAGGCUCUGCUAGGCAUGCGGAACUUGAAGAAGAGGUGAUUAAAAGGGUGAAAAUUGGAGCUACAACAGCAGAAGACAGAUGGGCUUUGAAAUUUGCCAACUUUAUAAUUGGUGCAAACCAGUUAUUGCUCAAAGGACUAACACGUGAACUGCCAUUGUAGGUUUGAUGCGUUUGUGUAAUUUUGUAUCAAAUCAUAUAGUAGAAAAAAAAAAAAAUCAAAUCAUAGGGUAUCAGCCGCCAAUUUAUAGUCAUAAGUUAAGGGAAAUUAUCUUCAAUUUAAGUUGUUAAUUUUAAAAAAAGUUUAUCCAAACUUGAUUGAGGGAGAUAUGUGAUCAUAUUGUAAAUUAGAUGAUUAUGUGUAACAUAGAGCAAUGUUUAGG
Oldenlandia corymbosa var. corymbosa is the source of this 815-nucleotide messenger RNA. Lineage: Eukaryota; Viridiplantae; Streptophyta; Magnoliopsida; Gentianales; Rubiaceae. The record is from the annotation of a GenBank genome assembly.